Messenger RNA from Helicoverpa zea (corn earworm), 1329 nucleotides. RefSeq names its product electron transfer flavoprotein subunit alpha, mitochondrial (gene wal). The transcript is spliced from 7 exons. Gene Ontology annotation, molecular function: electron transfer activity; flavin adenine dinucleotide binding. Gene Ontology annotation, cellular component: mitochondrion. Bases 151 to 1143 code for a protein of 330 amino acids. NCBI's taxonomy places the organism in Eukaryota, Metazoa, Arthropoda, Insecta, Lepidoptera, Noctuidae. The record is from RefSeq and is a predicted model, not a curated record.
AUUGUCAUUCUCAAGAGGGAGUGCGGGGAGUGGGAAUAUCUACGAAUUUCUAUAGUGAAUUGGACUUUGUAACCUUUACGAAAAUUGAAAAUUGUUUUAAUAUAAGUUUAAAGUUAGUGUACAUAAUAUCAUAAAACUAUAUUUAACAAAAUGUUCUCUCCAAGCAGCAGGCACUUGCUCUUUUCGACGCAGUUGAGGAGACUGCAGAGCACUCUGGUGGUAGCUGAGCACAACAAUGAGGUGCUGUCGCCGGCCACCCAGAACACACUGAGUGCUGCCAAGAAGAUCGGUGGAGAUGUCGCUGUGCUGGUCGCUGGCACCAAGUGCGGCCCUGCAGCUCAAGCUGUAGCUAAAGCAAAUGGAAUUUCCAAAGUUCUGGUGGCUGAAAGUGACACAUUCAAGGGUCUCACCCCCGAGUCUCUGACACCUCUCAUCUUAGCCACCCAGAAGCAGUUCAACUUCACACAUAUCCUGGCUCCAGCGACUGCCUUCGGCAAGGCUGUUCUGCCAAGAGUAGCAGCUAAGCUGGAUGUGUCCCCUAUUACAGACAUCAUUGGAGUUAAGGAUGCUAACACCUUUGUCAGAACCAUCUAUGCAGGUAACGCUGUCCUCACAUUGGAAGCCAAGGACAACAUCAAGGUGAUCACAGUCCGUAGCACAGCAUUCCCCCCGGAGCCACUAGAAGGUGGCUCCGCGGCCGUAGACAAGGCACCCGAAGGCGACUACAAGACAGACCUUGUUGAGUUUGUCAAGCAGGAGCUCGCCAAGUCUGACAGACCUGAACUUACGAGUGCCAAGAACAUUGUUGCUGGCGGUCGUGGUCUAAAGUCGGGCGACAACUUCAAGCUUCUGUACGACCUAGCUGACAAGUUGAACGCCGCAGUGGGUGCUUCCCGAGCGGCCGUGGACGCCGGCUUCGUAGCCAACGACUUGCAAAUCGGUCAGACCGGCAAGAUUGUUGCUCCUGACCUAUACAUCGCAGUAGGCAUCAGUGGUGCUAUCCAGCAUUUGGCUGGCAUGAAGGACUCCAAGACCAUUGUUGCUAUCAACAAGGACCCUGAGGCACCUAUCUUCCAGGUGACCGACUACGGCUUGGUCGCUGACUUGUUCAAGGCUGUUCCUGAGCUCACAUCCAAACUGUGAACGUAUAUAACUGAAGAGAGAAACACAAGCAGAAUGAAGUACAUAGUCUAACCUUUUUAGAUGAAACUUUUUAUUCUUAUACCAACUUUUAUAUCCUUCCCUCGAGAUUUGUGAAACUUUAUUGUUGAUCAGUGUAAUUUAUCAUGUGUACGCGAAUCAUGUAUGUUUAAUAAAAUAUUGUUACAA